AUGGGUGGUGUGUUUGAUAAAAUGGGCAAAUACUCGAAAGCACUUGAGUUUCUCGAAAAAGCACUUGAAAUGCGUCAAAGAACACUACCCCAAAAUCAUCCUGAUUUGGCUCAAUCCUUUAACAAUAUUGGCGGACUGUAUCACAAUAUGGGCGAGUACUCAAAAGCGAUCGCGUCUCAUCAAACAGUACUUGAAAUCAAUGAAAAAACACUUCUGUCAAAUCAUCCAUCAUUGGCUAUUUCUUAUAACAAUAUGGGUACAGUGUAUUAUGAGAUGAAAGAAUAUAAGAAAGCAGUUGGGUACUACGGGCAAGCAUGCAAAAUCUACCAACAGGUAUCUCCUCCAGAUCAUCCCUUUCUGACAACUUCGUAUAGCAAUAUUGGUUCGGCGCUUGAUUGCAUGGGUAUGUACUCACAAGCAAUUUCGUUCCACGAAAAAGCUCUUGCAAUUGAUCAAAAAGCACUCCCUCCAUAUCAUCCAUCGUUGGCUGCGAACUAUAACAGCAUCAGUGCAGUAUAUUCUAGCAUGGGAAAGUACUCAAAAGCACUUUUUUAUUCGGAAAAAGCACUUGAAAUGUAUCAAAAAGAACUCUCUCCAAAUCAUCCACUACUGGUUACUGCCUACAACCACAUUGGUUUCAUCUAUAAUAAAAUGGGUGAAUACUCGAAAUCACUUUCGUUUUAUGCGCGUGGUAUUGAAGUUGCACAACAUUCACUACCAUCACAUCAUCAUAAUCUCCAAAAUCUGCAAGAAAACAUUUAUUCAGUGAAAAAUAAACUUUGA
Molecule: messenger RNA, 783 nt
Organism: Rotaria sp. Silwood2
Lineage: Eukaryota; Metazoa; Rotifera; Eurotatoria; Philodinida; Philodinidae
Source: the annotation of a GenBank genome assembly